Messenger RNA from Phanerochaete carnosa HHB-10118-sp, 1459 nucleotides. RefSeq lists its product as uncharacterized. Gene Ontology annotation, cellular component: cytosol; plasma membrane; cortical endoplasmic reticulum. The record is from RefSeq and is a predicted model, not a curated record. The transcript is spliced from 6 exons. Gene Ontology annotation, molecular function: phosphatidylinositol transfer activity. Bases 28 to 774 code for a protein of 248 amino acids. Gene Ontology annotation, biological process: Golgi to plasma membrane protein transport; regulation of exocytosis. NCBI's taxonomy places the organism in Eukaryota, Fungi, Basidiomycota, Agaricomycetes, Polyporales, Phanerochaetaceae.
UGGACCGCUCUGAAAGAGCUUCGGCCAAUGCUCCCUGAGGUGUGGAGGGCUGCAUACUCGCCUGACGACCUAAAGGCGGAGGUUAAGUCCUUCACUCUCUGGCGUGUCACUAUUGACCCGAACAACCCUGCCACCGAUGCUCGCGCGAGUGUCAUUCUCAUGAAGUUCCUUCGGGCCAAGGAACUCAAAGUCAACGACGCGAAGACCGCCCUCAUUGCUACCUUACGUUGGCGUGAUGAGAUGAAGAUUGAUGAGAUCGAAACCGAAGAAUUCCCUAAGAUCUUUAGUGGGGCCGGACGCAACUUUGGCCAUGACAAGCAGGGCAGGCCUGUAACCUACAAUGUUUAUGGCGGCGAUGUGGACGUUAAAGAGCUGUUUUCAGACGUCCGUCGAUUUAUCCGCUGGCGCGUCCAGUUCAUGGAGAAGAGCAUUGAGCUCUUGGAUUUCGAGAAUGUCGAUCAGAUGGUGCAAAUCCAUGAUUAUAAGGGCGUCAGCAUGAUGUCCAGGGGCGCCAACGAGAAGGCUGCGGCCUCUGAAGCGACGAACAUCUUCCAGAGCCACUAUCCGGAGUUCCUGGUUUCCAAGUUCUUCGUCAACGUCCCGACCUUCAUGGCCUGGGUCUUCUGGGCAUUCAAAGCGUUCAUGUCUGCAAAGACCUUCGCCAAGUUCAGCAUGGUUGGUACGGGUGAGAGCACAAUUGGAGUGGCUCUUCUGCCUUACAUCGACGCAAAGGAGCUGCCGAAGGUGUACGGAGGGGAAGCCGAUGCCUGGUAAACGACAGGAUAUCUGUGACAAACAUGCAGAACUCAUUGGUUGCUACAUUACCACUCACCACUUUUAUACCCUUGUAUAUUAGCUGACAAGAGAAUCACUUAUGCUGAUAUCUUUACUCUUACAUAUGCCCAAGGAAUAGGAUGAUGAUUAAAUGAUACCGAUAAAUAGUGGUACAGACACUAACAAAUACAACGUCCAGGACGUAGAAGACAACAGAGAGAAGACUGAGACUCUAUGCACGCUCGCCCCGAAGCCGCCUUGCGAGGGCAAGAUCCUUGGGUUGGAUGGUCACACGCUUAGCGUGGAUAGCAGCAAGGUUGGUAUCCUCGAAGAGGGAGACGAGAUAUGCCUCAGCGGCCUCCUGAAGAGCCAUGACGGCUGACGAUUGGAAGCGGAGGUCAGUCUGAAGAGCAGGUCAGCAACAGCAACCUUGAUUGUCAUGCGAAGGGAUGUACCUUGAAGUCCUGAGCAAUCUCACGAACAAGACGUUGGAAGGGGAGCUUGCGGAUGAGCAGCUCGGUCGACUUCUGGUAGCGACGGAUUUCACGGAGGGCGACAGUACCGGGGCGGAAGCGAUGGGGCUUCUUGACGCCACCGGUCGCGGUCGGGGCCUGAGUCUUACGAGACUUGGCAGCGAGCUGCUUACGAGGAGCCUUGCCUGGAGAAGAUUAUCAGACUAAGUCAA